Puma concolor (puma) is the source of this 3318-nucleotide messenger RNA. It is a transcript of the gene PTCHD4, whose product is annotated as patched domain containing 4. NCBI's taxonomy places the organism in Eukaryota, Metazoa, Chordata, Mammalia, Carnivora, Felidae. The record is from RefSeq and is a predicted model, not a curated record. Gene Ontology annotation, cellular component: membrane.
AUGACCCUAGCCGCUUUUCAAUGGCGGAUAAGUCUUGGAGGGAGAAGGGUACGUGAACGGGAACCAGGCCUUCAGGCCCUGCCACCUCGCAGAGAGUUGCUGGAAACAUCCAAAAUGAUACAGACCAACAUUGCCUCUAAAACUGUAUCUCUCAGACGUGCCCUUCCUGGACACGACAGGCCUAAGAGGUCAGACUCCUCAAAGCCACCACAGAAGAAGCUCAAAGAGCAUUUUCCCAAAACCAACAUUGCUCAAGUUGCCUGUGGGACGGAGAAGGAGAUCUGCUCUCUGUCCUCCCCGCCCCCCUCCGCCCCUUUUGGGGCACAUGUCUGCUUCUUACAACACCGAGGCACAUGGUUCCAGUUAGGCACCGAACCCCAUCAGGACGGAGAGGAAAUCCACAUCUGUGGGACGCUCCGCACGGAACCACCUCCAGCGAGGGAGGCCGGGGGACUGCAGCACCGAGAUGAAGGGCUAGAGACCGAGGAACGCUGCUCAUGCGGUGAGAAGAGGGCGCGGGAGGCGGCGCGAGGCGCGUCGGGGAGGCCGGGAGGUGGGCCUGGUGCCCCGCGCAGCCGCUGUCGAUAUUUGCCCGCCUUGCUGCAACUUGCUGCAGUGUUUGAAAGAGUAGUAGGAGCGCAUGGAGGUGGGGCCGGGGAAAGACCAGGCGGAGUGGUUGGGGGUGAGCGCGGAGGUCAGGGGACGCAGCGGUGCUGGGGAGGGGGCGGAGGUGGAUGGGGAGCGGGGGGGGGUGGCGCUGGCCAACAUGCCCACAUGUCAUGUGCUUUUGAACGGCCGGGAGCAUAGUUCGCGAGCUGGAUCUGGUGGAGGAUGCUGCGGCAGGUGCUUCGCAGAGGGCUCCAGUCGUGCUGCCACAGGCUGGGCUUGUGCGUGAGCCGGCACCCGGUUUUCCUCACCGUGCCCGCAGUCCUGACCAUCACCUUCGGCCUCAGCGCGCUCAACCGCUUCCAGCCCGAGGGCGACCUGGAGCGCCUGGUCGCUCCCAGCCACAGCCUGGCCAAGAUCGAGCGCAGCCUGGCCAGCAGCCUUUUCCCCCUGGACCAGUCCAAAAGCCAGCUCUAUUCGGACUUACACACCCCUGGGAGGUAUGGCAGGGUGAUCCUCCUCUCCCCACCCGGGGACAAUAUUUUGCUCCAGGCUGAGGGGAUCCUGCAGACCCACCGAGCCGUGCUGGAAAUGAAGGAUGGGAGGAACAGUUUUAUUGGACACCAACUGGGCGGGGUAGUGGAAGUGCCAAACAGCAAGGACCAGCGGGUCAAGUCAGCCAGAGCCAUUCAAAUCACCUACUACCUCCAGACCUAUGGUUCUGCCACCCAAGACCUCAUAGGGGAGAAGUGGGAGAAUGAGUUCUGUAAGCUUAUGAGGAAGCUCCAGGAGGAGCACCAGGACUUCCAGCUCUACUCUUUAGCAUCCUUUAGCCUCUGGAGAGACUUUCAUAAGACCAGCAUCCUGGCCAGGAGCAAGGUCCUGGUGAGCCUUGUGCUGAUCCUGACCACAGCCACCCUCUCCAGCUCCAUGAAGGACUGUUUGCGCAGCAAGCCCUUCCUGGGCCUCCUGGGGGUGCUCACGGUGUGCAUCUCCAUCAUCACGGCAGCAGGGAUCUUCUUCAUCACCGAUGGAAAGUACAACUCCACCCUGCUUGGAAUCCCAUUCUUCGCCAUGGGUCAUGGAACUAAAGGAGUGUUUGAGCUUCUGUCCGGAUGGCGCAGAACAAGAGAGAAUUUACCCUUCAAAGACAGGGUUGCAGAUGCCUAUUCUGAUGUGAUGGUCACCUAUACCAUGACCAGCUCCUUGUACUUCAUUACCUUUGGCAUGGGUGCCAGCCCAUUCACAAACAUAGAGGCUGUGAAGGUCUUCUGUCAGAACAUGUGUGUCUCCAUUCUGUUGAACUACUUCUACAUUUUCUCAUUCUUUGGCUCCUGUCUGGUCUUCGCGGGCCAACUGGAGCAAAACCGCUACCACAGCAUCUUUUGCUGUAAGAUCCCCUCCGCGGAGUACCUGGACCGCAAACCUGUGUGGUUCCAGACGGUGAUGAGUGACGGGCAUCAACAGACAUCCCAUCAUGAGACGAACCCCUACCAGCACCAUUUUAUUCAGCACUUCCUACGCGAACACUACAACGAAUGGAUUACCAAUAUCUACGUGAAGCCGUUUGUCGUCAUCCUCUAUCUCAUUUACGCCUCCUUCUCCUUCAUGGGGUGCUUGCAGAUCAGCGACAGGGCCAACAUCAUCAAUCUACUAGCCAGUGAUUCUCCGAGUGUUUCCUAUGCCAUGGUUCAGCAGAAAUAUUUCAGCAACUACAGCCCGGUGAUAGGAUUCUACAUCUACGAGCCGCUGGAGUACUGGAACAGCAGCGUCCAGGAGGAUCUGAGGAGGCUCUGUAGUGGGUUCACUGCAGUGUCCUGGGUGGAGCAGUAUUACCAGUUCCUGAAAGUUAGCAACAUCAGUGCCAGUAACAAGAGUGACUUUAUCAGUGUCCUACAAAGUUCAUUUUUAAAAAAGCCAGAAUUCCAGCAUUUUCGAAACGAUAUCAUCUUCUCCAAAGCAGGGGAUGAAAACAAUAUUAUCGCUUCUCGCUUGUAUCUGGUGGCCAGGACUAGCAGAGACAAGCAGAAGGAAGUCAUAGAAGUGUUGGAAAAAUUGAGGCCCCUGUCCCUGUCAAAGAGCAUCCGAUUCAUCGUGUUCAACCCCUCCUUUGUGUUCACGGAUCAUUAUGGCUUGUCUGUCACGGUGCCUGUUCUGAUUGCAGGCUUUGGUGUCCUCCUGGUGUUAAUCCUGACUUUUUUCCUAGUGAUCCACCCUCUGGGAAACUUCUGGCUAAUUCUUAGUGUCACCUCAAUUGAGCUGGGCGUUCUGGGCUUAAUGACACUAUGGAACGUCGACAUGGAUUGCAUUUCUAUCUUGUGCCUUAUCUACACUUUAAAUUUUGCCAUUGACCACUGUGCACCACUGCUUUACACAUUUGUACUAGCAACUGAGCACACCCGAACACAAUGUAUAAAAAGCUCCCUACAAGAGCAUGGGACAGCCAUUUUGCAAAAUGUUACUUCUUUUCUUAUUGGGUUGGUCCCCCUCCUAUUUGUGCCUUCAAACCUGACCUUCACACUGUUCAAAUGCUUGCUGCUCACUGGGGGUUGCACACUUCUGCACUGUUUUGUUAUCUUACCCGUGUUCCUAACCUUUUUCCCCCCUUCCAAAAAGCACCACAAGAAAAAGAAACGCGCCAAACGGAAGGAGAGAGAGGAAAUUGAAUGCAUAGAGAUUCAAGAGAACCCUGAUCAUGUCACUACAGUCUGA